Messenger RNA from Papaver somniferum (opium poppy), 1641 nucleotides. RefSeq lists its product as uncharacterized. The record is from RefSeq and is a predicted model, not a curated record. The coding region runs from base 1 to 1641 and encodes 546 amino acids. The transcript is spliced from 3 exons. NCBI's taxonomy places the organism in Eukaryota, Viridiplantae, Streptophyta, Magnoliopsida, Ranunculales, Papaveraceae.
AUGGCCCGUGAGAAACUUGGAAAUCCUCCUAAGUUUAGUUGUCCGUGUGUUGAUUGUAAGAAUCUUGCUGAGCCACUUCCUCCAUGUACAGUUCAUCUUCUCUUGCUAAAACGAGGAAUGGAUCCUACUUACUCAGAGUGGGUUCUUCACGGCGAGAAGGAUAAUAGUUCUAAUGAUGUUCAUGAUCAAGAGGCAGCAAGACGUACUUUUUAUCAGAUGUGGACAGAAGCUAAUGUUGAAGGUUAUUCUCCGAUUGAUCCGGGUCAGGAUACUAUGCAUGACGAGGGGUUGGCAAACCAGAUAGUAGAGGCUGACUUCCCUUUAUACCCUGGUUGCACUACACACACGAAGCUAUCAAUCAUUAUUGAGCUUUAUAGGAACAAGACGGUAAAUGGUGUAUCUCAGAAAGCUUUUGAUGAACUUCUCAAGACAACUGGUUCAAUGUUGCCCCCAGGUCAUUGUCUUCCCAAAUCAACAUAUGAAGUGAAAAAGUUGUUGAAGGCUUUUAAACUGACUUAUGAGAAAAUACACGCAUGUCAGAAUGAUUGCUGUUUGUUCAGAAAGGAGUUGAAAGAUGCAGAUGAAUGUCCUAAAUGUCACUAUUCUAGGUGGAAGGAAGAUACAUCUAACAUGGAAUAUGAUGACAUGAUAGACAAGUCCAAAAUGAAGAUACCAGUUAAGGUGCUUAGAUACUUCCCCAUUGUGCCGAGAUUAAAGAGAUUGUAUAAAUCAGCAGAGCUGGCUCAAAAACUGAUAUGGCACGCGACACAUAAGAGUACAUAUGGGAAGAUACGUCAUCCAUCAGAUUCUUUGGCUUGGCAGCACAUAGACACAAAGUUCCCCGAGUUUGCUUCAGAAUCGCGUAAUUUGCGUCUUGGGCUUGCUACUGAUAGAUUUAAUCCGUUUGGCGAUCUUUCCCCAUCCCACAGAAAGAAACAACCAGGUAGAGACAUCGAUAUAUACUUGCAACCACUGAUAGAUGAUCUGAUUGAGUUGUGGGAUAACGGCGUGGAGGUUUAUGAUAAAUUUAGUAACACAAUGUUCAACUUGAAGGCAUUAUUGAUGUGGACGAUAAAUGAUUUUCCUGCUUAUGGUAAUCUAUCUGGAUGUACGUAUAAAGGGAAGGCAUCCUGCCCUCUUUGUGGUGAUAAUACUCUUUCGACCUGGUUGUCGUUUAGUCGUAAAACUGUUUACAUGAAUCAUAGGAGAUUUCUACCUUAUAAUCAUCAUCUUCGAUCUAGUAAGAAGAAAGCUAUGUUCAAUGGAGAUAUUGAGAGGAAUGAAAAGCCACCUAUUAUGUCUGGUGUUGUGGCCUUUGAACGUCAGAGCAGUAUUGUGAAUGAUUUUGGGAAAGUGAAGCAGAACGAGGCGGAGAAAAGGAAAGAUAAAGAGGAAAAGAAGAAUAAGAAGAAUAAUAACCAGAAAAAGGUUCAGAGUAGUGCGACAACAGAUGCAAAUGACGGUAAUUCUAAGUGUGGGAAGCGGAAAAGGGAAGUUGCUACUGAUGUCGGUUCGAGUGCUGCUGCUACUUCUGGUGCACAUGAUGCUGACCAUCCGAUAUUCAACAAACAGUCCAUAUUUUUCGAAUUUCCUUACUGGAAGGAGGCAUUUCUCGAAAUAUGGUUGCUUGAGAGUCCUUAA